UACUUCAAUCUGUGCUAGGGGUCGCUCAACUGCUGCAUGGUUUCUCGUAAACGUGCUAGUAGGGAAACUUAGGAUCCUGUUAAUGAAUGAAUAUAUAUAUGGAUGUGAUGUGUUGAAUAUAUUUAUUUAUGAUAUACUGGAGUAGUGUUUGGAAUGUCAUCCAAAUCUUUGAGAUUCCUGAUUUUUAGCGGUUCACGCUCGAAGUUGUUAUUGAGGCCUGCCAGUCCGCGGUGUGGAGUUCUUAGAUGUCCUGGAGGAGAGUUUGUUGCAGGGGGCUGGAGUCUUCGUUUGUGCUGUCGGUUACAUCACACAGCUUCCACCACUGACGGUUCCAAAACAAAGGUGCCUCAGAGCCCGACAUGGGAACCGGUUAGCGAGAGCCAGCUUCCCCCGGUUACUAGGGUGUCCCCAGAUCUUGUGGAUCGACUGGAGCGUCUAGCGUUGGUGGAUUUCAGGAACCAAGAGGGUGUGGCUAGGCUGGAGAAAGCAAUCCGAUUUGCUGAUCAGCUCCAUGUUGUUGACACUGAGGGGGUGGAGCCUAUGGAUUCUGUGCUUGAGGACAGGCAGCUGUACUUGCAGCAGGACUGUGUGAGGGAAGGGGACUGUGCAGAACAGCUGCUACGUACCUCCAGACGCACUGUGGAGGAAUACUUUGUGGCCCCACCAGGGAACAUCCCCCUACCAGAACGAGAUGAAAGAAGCAGUUUACUGAAGAACUCUGAAUUGUGACUGGAUCCAGAAUCAAGUUUCUGCAUUCAGGCAACUUAGUCUGAAGGUUAAUCAUCUUAGGAAUUUAUCCAGCAGAGGAAUGACAAUUACACUGUUCAAAUUCAGUACAAUACCCAUGCAACAGAUAUCGGACAACUAUGAUGAAAAACCCACAAAUGUAUUAUGUCCCAUACAUUAAUAUGUAAAAAAAAAAAAAAAAAAAUCCAGAUGUAUAGUGAAAAAAGACUCUACUAAAUAAAAAGAAAAAGAAAAGGGAGUGAUUGCUGGUAUCCAGUGCUUCGUGAAUCCAGGCUGCAUACCCGUUCAUUGAUAGAAACUGCUAGCAACUGAUGGACUCCCAUCAGUGGCACAUCCAAGCAGAAAUAAAAUAUACAGCAAUGAAGGGUUGUAAUUUCAACAUUCUUUUAAACCAAUUAGUCUUUUCCAAAAUCUUCAGUAAAGAACAAAAUGUAAUCUACAUUAAAAAAAUAAAUACCAGGGCAGACAGAUUUUUUUUUAUUUUUAAAAAGGUGUUUAUUUAGCGUUUGUUCAAUAUUUAUUUUAGCCAGAUUUCAUUAAUUGACUUAAAAAAUGUAAUUGAUAAAUGCCAACUUGUGUGAUUUAAUCUUUAAAAAUAAUUAUAAAAACUGCAGGUUCUUCCUACACAAUCCUAGCGGUUUUCUUAAACAGAUUUUAUUAGUGAGCAAAUCACGUGUAGAGUAAUCCGCUGUGUACCUGCCCAUCCCAUAGCUGCCCGUCGUGUUUAUCCACCGUCAUCAAGCUCUUCAGCAACGUCACCCACAUGCACAGCGCUAAUGCAACAUGGCUACAGGAAAGCAAAAGCACGUUUUGUCCCCCCCCCCCCCCCGCCCGCGUAAACCUAUGCAUUUUGCUACUGUGUAAAUGACCAGACACCAUUGCAAGUGUACACAGCACUGUGGCAGGGCAGGAGCCCUUCACAUGAAGAGGGUUUUUUGUGUAAAUGCAUAUUCUAAGUAGAGUGGAUUUAUUGUAAUUAAUGAAGUACCUGACGCUCCUGGGAGAGCCUGCCUGUUGUGUGUGAUUACCAGGUGUGGAAUCUAAUCAGCAGGUAGGUGUGUUCCAGCAGGGCAGCAGGUAUAAAAAAAGGUAUAGGCAAAACCAAAGCCAACUGGGCUAAAGAAGCUGCAGUUUACCAACGUGUGUGUGUGUGGAUGCUACCGUUGCUGGUAGUGUCGCCUGGGCGGUUCAGUGUGUUGAUAUGUAAAUAAAUCCUGUUUGCCUGCGGGGCGUAUCAAUUUCAACCUCCGUCUCGAUCUCCUGCCUGUCACUCAGCAGCAAUUGCACGCACCCACAUGGCUGCCCUGUCACAAGCAUUAAUACCCUGUACCUUUGUAAACAAGGGAUUUAGGGGCACUCCCUAAUAAAAGCUGAAUCUCAAAACAAUAAUUGUGUAAAUAUAGUAAUUGUUACAGUUGUGUAAUGGUAUUUAAAUCAGGAUUCAUUUAUCUGACUUUUUACAUAUCUGCCCUAACUCUGGUCCAGAUAUGAAACGGACUGCUGUAUUCCUUUUACUGGAAAUUGAAACGCUGCUUACACAGACCUACACCCCCUAAACAUUUAUCUUUAGUACAAAUAAAAAAACUUGAGAAAUAUUAAAAAUGUUUUGUUUUUUUAUUUAAAAAGAAAAAAAAAAACUAAAAUAUAACACAGCACUUCAGUGUCUAGAGACAGAAGCCAACAGCCACCAUCCAGGAGACAGGAUUGUCCUAAAAAUGAGACAACGCCAGAUUCUAAGAGGGGAGAGUUCUGUGUCCCAUACCUGUGUCCAUUUCAGAAGCUGUGAUACUUUAUUCCAAAACGUUGGAUAUCCAUAGAGGUCAAAGCAAUGCAAUCUAUUAUACACACACAAAUCAACCUCUGAAGCAAACUAAAGGGAAAGAUAUCUGGCUCCUGGAUAGCGACUGGAGCCUCUGAGGGACAACCCUGAUAGUGGAAUGUAAAUUACUGACAGCCCCCCCAAAAAAAUAAAAUUAAGAAAAAAAAAAAAAAAAAAAA
Messenger RNA from Acipenser ruthenus (sterlet), 2745 nucleotides. RefSeq names its product glutamyl-tRNA(Gln) amidotransferase subunit C, mitochondrial-like. Gene Ontology annotation, molecular function: glutaminyl-tRNA synthase (glutamine-hydrolyzing) activity. The transcript is spliced from 5 exons. NCBI's taxonomy places the organism in Eukaryota, Metazoa, Chordata, Actinopteri, Acipenseriformes, Acipenseridae. Gene Ontology annotation, cellular component: glutamyl-tRNA(Gln) amidotransferase complex; mitochondrion. The record is from RefSeq and is a predicted model, not a curated record. The coding region runs from base 154 to 729 and encodes 191 amino acids. Gene Ontology annotation, biological process: regulation of translational fidelity; glutaminyl-tRNAGln biosynthesis via transamidation; mitochondrial translation.